AUGUCUGACCAUCAUGGGCAUGGAUGUCACGAUGAACAUCGAGAUGGACACUCUCAUUCUCACGAAACUCCACUGGAGGAUAUUCCCCGUGAGACGCUCUGGGGAAUCGUGGAUCACCAGAACGUCUUGGCUUUCAAUGUAACGGCUCAGAAUAAUAUCAUCAAACCGUGGGAAGAAAGAAAUGAUGAAACCAUUUUCCUAGAAUCAGAUGCAGAUGACCAGAUGAUGAUAAGGAUUCCUUUCACCGACGCGUCUGCGAAACUGUUGUCUAUUUUGAUCAAGGCGGGUCCUGGAGAGCAAACACCGGCGCGCGUGCAGUUGUUUGUCAACGAAGAUUCAAUGGACUUUGACGAUGUAGCAGGCAAGCAACCAGCCCAAGAGGUUGAAAUACCACAGUCUCGCGAUGUCUGCGAGUUUCAACUCAAGCCAACAAAGUUCGCUAGUGUACGCACCCUGACUGUCUUCGUGCCAGAGGCACAAGGGGCCGAGUCGUGUCGAUUAUAUUACAUAGGUUUCACUGGCUCAUUCGUCAAGAUAUCCAACCAGCCAAUCAUCGCGGUGUACGAAGCCUCCCCUCGUCUGGCAGAUCAUAAAGUUACCGGUAUUCACGAACAACUGGCAAAACAGCAAUUUUAA
Messenger RNA from Serendipita indica DSM 11827, 636 nucleotides. The record is from the annotation of a GenBank genome assembly. NCBI's taxonomy places the organism in Eukaryota, Fungi, Basidiomycota, Agaricomycetes, Sebacinales, Serendipitaceae.